Molecule: messenger RNA, 3410 nt
Organism: Camponotus floridanus (Florida carpenter ant)
Lineage: Eukaryota; Metazoa; Arthropoda; Insecta; Hymenoptera; Formicidae
Gene: beta'COP
Product: coatomer subunit beta'
Exons: 8
Coding region: 318-3134 (938 amino acids)
Biological process (GO): retrograde vesicle-mediated transport, Golgi to endoplasmic reticulum; endoplasmic reticulum to Golgi vesicle-mediated transport; intra-Golgi vesicle-mediated transport
Cellular component (GO): COPI vesicle coat
Molecular function (GO): protein binding; structural molecule activity
Source: RefSeq, a predicted model, not a curated record
AAGUUAUCUCUUCGAUGCGUGUCAUAUAAUUUCUCAUGCAAUUAAAUUUUUAAUAUAGUAUUUAUUUUAAAUACUUUUCAAAUAAAUUCAACAUUUGCUGCAGAAAUCGCUUGAAAAAUAAUUUCGCGAGCUUUAUUAUAAAUGUCGACAUAUGAUGAAUGAUGCUGAUCUAACCUAACAUCAUUUACGAUAUGCCAGACGCCAUUUUCAUCGCAACGGCCACGUCCUAACUUUCAGCAGGAGCCUCUUAUUCUAUAAUUUGACAGCAAUCAGUGAAGUAUUAGUAGAAUAACCAGUGGAUAAUCGUGUGAAACAAAAUGCCUCUUAGGUUAGACAUUAAGCGGAAACUGACAGCCAGAUCAGAUAGAGUGAAGAGCGUCGAUCUUCAUCCAACUGAACCAUGGAUGCUGUGUUCUUUGUAUCAAGGCAACGUUAAUAUUUGGAAUCAUGAAACACAAACCUUGGUAAAAACGUUUGAAGUAUGCGAUCUACCAGUACGGACAGCCAAGUUUGUACCACGCAAGAAUUGGGUUAUUACUGGCUCCGAUGAUAUGCAAAUCAGAGUGUUUAAUUACAAUACCUUGGAGCGCGUUCAUUCGUUUGAAGCGCAUAGUGAUUAUGUCAGAUGUAUUGCGGUGCAUCCAACACAACCAUUUAUUCUUACCAGCAGUGAUGACAUGUGGAUCAAAUUAUGGAACUGGGAGAAAUCCUGGAUCUGUCAACAAGUAUUUGAAGGCCACACACAUUAUGUUAUGCAGAUUGUGUUUAAUCCAAAAGAUAACAAUACUUUUGCCAGUGCUUCUCUGGAUAGAACUGUCAAAGUUUGGCAGCUUGGUUCACCUACGGCUAAUUUCACGCUUGAGGGCCAUGAAAAGGGUGUAAAUUGCGUGGAUUAUUACCAUGGCGGAGACAAGCCAUAUCUAAUAUCGGGAGCUGAUGAUAGAUAUGUCAAGAUAUGGGAUUAUCAAAAUAAGACUUGCGUACAGACCUUGGAGGGUCACACACAAAAUAUUUCGGCUGUGUGUUUCCAUCCGGAAUUACCGAUUGUUCUCACUGCUUCGGAAGACGGUACUGUUAGAAUAUGGCAUGCCGGAACGUACAGAUUAGAAUCGUCUCUCAACUAUGGUUUCGAGAGAGUGUGGACCAUCGCGUGCAUGCGUGGUUCGAAUAAUGUUGCCAUCGGCUACGACGAAGGUAGUGUCAUGGUGAAGGUUGGCAGAGAGGAACCGGCCGUUUCAAUGGAUUCAUUGGGUGGAAAGAUCGUAUGGGCGCGUCACAGCGAAAUCCAGCAAGUGAACUUGAAGGCAUUGGGCGAGGAAGCACAAGACGGGGAACGACUGCCAUUAGCCGUCAAAGAUAUGGGCGCCUGUGAAAUUUAUCCGCAAACCAUACAGCAUAAUCCGAACGGUCGUUUUCUGGUGGUUUGCGGUGAUGGGGAGUACAUAAUAUAUACAUCCAUGGCAUUGAGGAAUAAGGCGUUCGGACAGGCGUCAGAAUUCGUAUGGGCGGCUGACUCGAGCCAGUAUGCAGUGCGAGAAAGUAAUACAACGGUUAAAGUAUUUAAAAACUUCAAGGAGAAGAAGAGCUUCAAGCCAGAUUUCGGAGCAGAUAGCAUCUUUGGCGGAUUUUUACUUGGUGUAUCUUCUGGAUCCGGUCUCUCCUUCUUCGACUGGGAUAUGUUAAAGUUGAUCCGUCGCAUAGAUAUACAACCAACACAUGUGUAUUGGGCCGAAAAUGCCUCAUUGGUAGCAUUAGCUACAUCAGAUCAAUAUUUUAUAUUGAAAUAUCAUGCAGAUGCUAUCGCUAAUGCUGCAGAAAACGCUGAGGACAUUGAAAAUGCAUUCGAGAUGGUAGCAGAGAUGAGUGAAGUGGUAAAGACAGGUUUAUGGGUUGGCGAUUGCUUUAUUUAUACCAACAGCGUCAAUCGCAUUAAUUACUUUGUCGGUGGUGAAGUUGUCACAGUCUCUCAUCUGGACAGACCAAUGUACUUAUUGGGAUAUGUACCAAGGGACAACAGAUUAUACUUAUGCGAUAAAGAACUAUCUGUCGUCUCGUAUUCUUUAUUAUUAUCAGUACUCGAGUAUCAAACUGCGGUCAUGCGAAAAGAUUUCGAGACUGCCAACAGAGUAUUGCCGACCGUUCCAAAGGAACAUCGUACACGAGUAGCGCAUUUCUUAGAGAAACAGGGUUUCAAAGAACAAGCCUUAGCGGUAUCGACAGAUCCCGAACAUAGAUUUGAAUUGGCGCUUGCGCUUGGAAAUCUCGUGACCGCGCAUGCUCUUGCUAAAGAAGCGAAUAGCCAGCAAAAGUGGCGACAGCUAGCUUCUCUCGCUACGCAAAAGGGAAAAUUAUGUCUGGCACAAGAAUGUUUACAUCAAGCGCAAGAUUUUGGUGGCUUGUUAUUAUUAGCAACUAGCACGGGAAACGCCAACAUGAUAGAGAAACUCGGCGCGGUCGCGGAUGAAACGGGAAAAAACAAUAUCUCUUUCUUGUCGAAUUUUAUACUAGGUGACGUCGACAAAUGUCUCGAUAUUCUUAUCAAAACGGACAGAAUUCCAGAGGCAGCGUUCUUCGCUAGGACAUAUGCACCCAGUAAAAUUUCCUCCAUCAUCAAAUUGUGGAAGGAGAAGCUGUCGACAGUGAGCGAAAAGGCCGGACAGAGCUUGGCAGAUCCUGAACAGUAUGAGAAUCUUUUCCCAGGAUAUAAAGAAGCGUUAAAGGUGGAGAAGUUCUUGCGUGAAGAGAGCAAAAGAAAAAUUGCAGCUUGCGCAUUUCCUGCUGUUACGCCUAAUACCGAACGGAAGCCAUUGGAAGAAAUGUUGACCGCUGAGCAAUCGGGCACAUUCCAGUAUAAGGACGGCGCGAAUAGCAUUUCGGAAAUGCAAUCAACCGAAGCAACGAUUGACAGAUUGCAAGAUCUUUCGAUAUCUGCAAAAGACAGUUUUUUAAGUAAAAUAAUUACUUCCACCGUGCAAUCAGCAAUAUCUGAGAAAGCAACGACGAAGCCGGCGAGUAAUUUUAGGCCUCUCACAUUGGAUGAUGAUGAUCUGGACGAUGAUUUGGGGAUUGAUGAUAAUAUUGAUACCACGGGUAUUAAUCUCGACGAUGAUCCUUUCGACGAUGAAGAAGAUUAACUAUCGAGACAAGAAAUGAAUAACGUGUGCAUAUCGCACAAAUAUCUUUCAUUUUCCUCCCGUCAAUCAUUCCCCGCAAGAAGAAAGAAAACGAUUAAAUAGAAGUGAAGUAAUUUAGAAUCAAGUAUUAAAAUUAUAAAACAUUUUCUUAUGCGCAAAUAUGUUUAUAUUAUUGCAUAGAUUAAAGAGAGCGGUGCCACACAUAAUUGCCGACUACUAACGGCACGGUUAUAAAGAUUAAAUAUAUUGUUAAUAUAACAGGAAGAGUAUAAUAUG